AUGUCUGCCGAAACCGAGACCUUUUCUUUCCAAGCUGAGAUUUCUCAGUUGAUGAGUUUGAUCAUCAACACCUUCUAUUCUAACAAGGAAAUUUUCUUGCGUGAAUUGAUCUCCAACUCUUCUGAUGCUUUGGACAAGGUUCGUUAUCAAUCCUUGACUGAUCCCUCCGUUCUCGAUGCUGAGAAGGAUCUCUAUAUCCGUAUCACCCCUGACAAGGAAAACAACAUUUUGUCUAUCCGUGAUACUGGUAUCGGUAUGACCAAGGCUGAUUUGGUCAACAACUUGGGUACAAUUGCCAAGUCUGGAACCAAGGCUUUCAUGGAAGCCCUCUCCUCUGGUGCUGAUAUCUCCAUGAUUGGUCAAUUCGGUGUCGGUUUCUACUCUGCUUACCUUGUUGCUGACAAGGUCCAAGUCAUCACCAAGCACAACGAUGACGAGCAAUACAUUUGGGAGUCUGCUGCCGGUGGUUCUUUCACUAUCACCCGUGAUGAAGUCAACCCUUCCAUUGGUCGUGGUACUGAAAUGCGUCUCUUCAUGAAGGAGGAUCAACUCGAAUACCUCGACGAGAAGAAGAUCAAGGAUAUCGUCAAGAAGCACUCUGAAUUCAUCUCUUACCCUAUCCAACUCGUUGUUGAGAAGGAAGUUGAAAAGGAGGUCUCUGAUGAUGAGGAAGAGAUUGUCGCUGAGGAAGGUGCCAAGAUUGAGGAGGUUACUGAUGAAGAUGACAAGAAGGAUGAGAAGAAGAAGAAGACCAUCAAGGAAACCGUUGUUGAGAACGAGGAACUCAACAAGACCAAGCCUCUCUGGACCCGUAACCCUGAGGAUGUCAAGAACGAGGAAUACUCUGAAUUCUACAAGGCUCUCUCCAACGAUUGGGAGGAUCAUUUGGCCGUCAAGCAUUUCUCUGUUGAAGGUCAACUCGAAUUCCGUGCCAUUCUUUACGUUCCCAAGCGUGCUCCUUUCGAUAUGUUCGAGACCAAGAAGAAGAGAAACAACAUCAAGCUCUACGUCCGUCGUGUCUUCAUCAUGGAUGACUGUGAGGAUUUGAUGCCUGAAUGGCUCAGCUUCAUCAAGGGUGUUGUCGAUUCUGAAGAUCUCCCUCUUAACAUUUCUCGUGAAAUGCUCCAACAAAACAAGAUCUUGAAGGUUAUCCGUAAGAACUUGGUCAAGAAGUGUCUUGAAAUGUUCCAAGAAAUCUCUGAGGACAAGGAAAACUUUGACAAGUUCUAUGAAGCUUUCAGCAAGAACAUCAAGCUCGGUAUUCACGAAGAUACUCAAAACCGUAACAAGCUCGCUGAGUUGUUGCGUUACCACUCUACCAAGUCUGGUGAUGAGAUGACCUCUUUCAAGGAUUACGUUACCCGUAUGCCCGAGAAGCAAAAGAACAUUUACUACAUCACUGGUGAAUCUCGCGCUGCUGUUGAGAACUCUCCUUUCCUCGAAGGUUUCAAGAAGAAGGGUAUUGAGGUCCUCUUGAUGACUGACCCCAUUGAUGAAUAUGCCACUACUCAACUCAAGGAAUACGAGGAUAAGAAGUUGGUCUGUAUUACCAAGGAUGGUCUUGAACUCGAAGAAGAUGAGGAGGAGAAGAAGGCUCGUGAAGCUGAGAAGGCUGAAUAUGAAGGUCUCUGUAAGACCGUCAAGGAUAUCCUCGGUGAGAAGGUCGAGAAGGUUGUUCUCUCUUCCAUGUUGACUGAUUCCCCUUGUGUUUUGACCACUGGUCAAUUCGGUUGGUCCGCCAACAUGGAACGUAUCAUGAAGGCUCAAGCUCUCCGUGAUUCUUCCAUGUCCAGUUACAUGGCUUCUAAGAAGACUUUGGAGUUGAACCCUGAUCACCCCAUCAUCAAGGCCCUUAAGUCUAAGGUUUCUGCUGAUGCCAACGACCGCACUGCUAAGGAUCUUGUUACUUUGUUGUACGAGACCUCUUUGUUGACCUCUGGUUUCACUCUUGAUGAUCCUAGCUCUUUCGCUACCCGUAUCAACCGUAUGGUCUCUCUCGGUCUCUCUAUUGACGAAGACGAGCUUCCUACCGCUGAUGAGCCAGCUGCUGAAGCCGCUGCUGAUGAUAACGCUGAGGUUUCCAAGAUGGAGGAGGUUGAUUAA
Mucor velutinosus is the source of this 2103-nucleotide messenger RNA. RefSeq lists its product as uncharacterized. Gene Ontology annotation, biological process: protein folding; protein stabilization; cellular response to heat. Gene Ontology annotation, cellular component: protein-containing complex; plasma membrane; perinuclear region of cytoplasm. The transcript has 3 exons. The record is from RefSeq and is a predicted model, not a curated record. Gene Ontology annotation, molecular function: ATP-dependent protein folding chaperone; ATP hydrolysis activity; ATP binding. NCBI's taxonomy places the organism in Eukaryota, Fungi, Mucoromycota, Mucoromycetes, Mucorales, Mucoraceae. Bases 1 to 2103 code for a protein of 700 amino acids.